Molecule: messenger RNA, 3132 nt
Organism: Prorocentrum cordatum
Lineage: Eukaryota; Dinophyceae; Prorocentrales; Prorocentraceae
Source: the annotation of a GenBank genome assembly
AUGGUGCGGGUGCUCAAGGCCACCCUGGAAGAACGGAUCGGGAAGAACCUUCCCGUCGACCAUCCUCUCUGGACGUGGCUUCCGCGCCACGCAGCAGCCUGUUUGAGCAGGUACAGAAUCGGGUCGGAUGGCCGGACAGCAGAGCAGCGCAGGACAGGCAGAGCUUGGGCCAAGGCAGCGGUCGAGUUUGGAGAAAGGAUCCAUGCUCGACCAGCAGUGGCGCAGGAACCCAGGAGCGGGUUCGCGCCGAAAAUGGUCGAAAGCAGGUACGUGGGUCACCAAUCCCGUACAGGAAGCCUUCUCGUGAUGACCGAGACGGGCGUGAUACGCGGCAAGGCAUUCAACAGGAUGCAGGAGGACGAAAGGUGGACCAGCGAGGGGCUGGACGACCUCAAGGGGGUACCAUGGCAGAUGGUACCGCCGGCUGCGGGUAGCACCGCGCCGGCGCCGGCUGCGGGCAGCUCCGCGCCGGCGAGGGCUCCGCCACUUGCGGCGGGAGCAGAGGCAGCCGCGGAAGCUGCGAGACCACCGCCUGCGCCACACCCGCAACGGAGGUGGGUAGAAGCGCAGCAGGCACGCAGGGGAGCUGAGGUGCCCGCGCCGCCCGCGGGCGGCUCCGCGGCGGACGCGUCGGGGGCGCCUGGACAAGCGGGGGUCCUGAGGGGACCCCCAGGGCUGGCAGAAGGGCGGCCAGCAGCCAAAAGGAGGGUGGACCAGAUGCCGACGGCACUGGAUCGCGCGGCGCGGAAACGACCGCCCGAAGAUCCACCCGACGAUCCAAGGCUAGAGACGGCGGACGACGACGUGAUCGUGCCGCCAGCGGUGCAGGCUCAGGCAGCAGCAUCAGCAGGAGCGAGCGCAAGCUCGUCGGCAGUGCCGGCUGCGGGUAGCCCCGCGCCGGCGCCGGCUGCGGGAAGUUCCGCGCCGGAGGGGCCAGAUGUGGCCAUGGGAAGCUUCUCAGCAAGAAAAGAGGAGCUCAGACGCAUGUACGAGAGUAGGAUCGUUGAGGCCUAUCGUGCAAACUGCGUCGACUUGUCGUCGUCUGAGCUGGAUGACGUCACCCAGAUGGCUCUAGAGCUAGGAGCCGUUGAGGUGCCAGACGCGUACCCUGGAGAGCACGCGGGUCGUAGCACACCUGCCGGCAACGUAGGAUUGAGGCCCGGCGUGUGCAUGAACAUGGAGUGCCCACGGCCUGAUGGUACGAAAUGGGAUUUCGCUCGAGAGGAACAUGUCUCUGAGUGGUUCGAGACCCUGGAGCGCGAAGAUCCCUACAUCGAAGGAGACGGCCGCAAGCCCUUCGUACGGACCCAGACGAGCUUCAUGACCAACCUUCCAGAGCUGGCCGCAGAACUGCGCAAGCAGAGUGCUGGCGGGAAAGGCGGCGGGCAGCCCCGCGCCCAGGAGACACGGGUUACGGUGAGACUGGAAGGUGGCCUCGUACGGAGGUCACACAUGCUCACCCCGGUGCUGACGCAAUGCGUUCUUCGAGCCAUUCGUGAAAGCAUGGGUGCUGACGGCGAGAUGUCCGAUCUGGCCGCAGCAACAGCAGGCCCUGUGCCGGUCGGCCCAGAGCCCUUCGAAGCAGGCAGGGAAAACCUGAGCGAUGACGAGCGCUAUUGGGACGACGUGAACGGAGUGUGGCUGGACCCACAGAUGGUUCAAGAAGCACGGCGGCUAGAAGUAGAGUGGCUGCACAAGCUGGACGUCUACGAGAAGAGGACAAUAGAGGAGUGCAGGAGCGUCACAGGACAACCGCCCAUCAAGUUGAUGUGGAUAGACACCAACAAGGGCGACCACGAGAAACCGAACUACAGGUCGCGGAUUGUCGUGCGAGAGAAGCGCGGCAAGGGCGAGGAAGGACGAAAACUACCAGCAACACUUCUCUUUUCAGCAAUGCCACCGUUAGAAGCAGUCAAAAUUCUCGGCGGCAUGAUGGUCCAAAGGCGGAGGUCCAGUAGGAACCGGCCUCUGGCCAUGAGAUUAUUUGACAUAUCCCGGGCCCUUUUCUAUGGGAAGGCGGAGAGGGCGGUGUAUAUAAAGUUGCCUGACACCGAAGCAGAUGGCGUACACUGUGGUCUUCUUAAGAAAAGUAUGUACGGCACACAGGACGCAUCUGCAAUAUGGCAACGAGAUUACACCGCAGUCAUGGAAGCAGACGGACACAAGCCAGGCAAAACCAACCCAGCAUUGUUCUACAACAUGAACAACGACUCGCGCUCUCUUGUCCAUGGAGACGACUUCUGCGCCCUAGGAGACGAGGAGGCACUGGACGAGCUAGAAAAGACGCUUCGGUCCAAGUGCGAUCUGAAAGUGACUGGAAGCCUCCAGCUUGGGGCCAGGAGUGACCAAGAAGUGGUUUUCUUGAGUCGCAUUUUGCGUGUUGCUGGGUCUCCAGGGGACGAACGCUUCGAGGUUGAAGCAGAUCCCCGCCACGCAGAAAUGAUCGUGGCAGAAAUGGGACUCGCAGGAGAGAGGACGAAAGUUUUGGACACGCCUGGGCUGAAGAAAGAGGAGGCAGAGCACGAGGAGAGAGAAACAUCGCCACUACUCACAGGAGAUGCCGUUAAGCAGUACAGAAGUGUGACGAUGAGAGCAGCUUAUCUUUCUCCAGAUCGUGCAGACAUAGGAGACGCAGUAAAGAACUUGGCAAAAUAUAUGCAAUCACCGAGGCAGGUCGAUGCUGUACGCUUGAAGAGGUUGGCCAGAUACCUCAAGGGACGACCGCGUGUCGUGCAGAAGUUCACCAGAGACAGGAGCACUGCCAACGACGAGGUUGUCAAGAUGUUGAUCAUGGUGGACAGCGACAACGCUGAAGACAAGGUGUCUCGGAGGUCAACCGUUGGCCAAGUUGCCUUCGUAGGCAAGCACGUGGUAAAACACAUGUGCAACAUCCUGCAGGUGAUCGGUCUCUCGUCCGGCGAGAACGAGUACUAUGCCAUAAGCGCAGGUGUUUGUACCGGACUUGGCAUCAAGGGUAUCCUAGAAGACUGGAAUGUCGCGUGCGAGUUGAAGGAUAACAGGGCAGACUUGCUCACCAAGCCGUUUACGAAGAGGGAGAUGGAGGAGCACAUGAAAAGGAUACACCAGGAAUUCCGGGAAGGGCGAGCGCAGUCUGGCCUGCGCCUAUUCUGA